GCUCACGCUCAUCGCUUACGCGUGGCUCGGUUACGAGCUCAACGCCGCUGCCAUCUUUACCAUCUUCUCGGCGUUUGCAAACACCCAGGAGCCCGUGAGGUACAUCGCCGAUGUUCUUGCCUCCAUGAGCCAGGCCAUCGUCUCGAUCAAGCGACUCCAAAUAUUCUUCCAAGACGAUGAGACCGGGGAUGAGAGCACGUCGGUUGGCACGACCAGGGCUGCCGGGAUGGAUUCGGCAGUGAGGAUCCGGAUUCAUGGGCCUGCCACCUUUGCCUGGGAUUUCGAUCAUUCUUCUCCGAGAUCUCACUGUAAGGAAAGCCUCUCGGGUGUCAACUUGAGCAUCAGGAGUGGACAGAAAGUCGCGGUUUGUGGGGCUGUCGGUUCUGGAAAGUCGUCGCUGCUGUGUGCAAUGCUUGGGGAGAUUCCCAAGAUCACUGGAGAGGCAGAAGUCAAUGGGACCGUUGCUUAUGUUUCUCAAGUUGCAUGGAUCCAGAGUGGAACGAUUCGAGACAAUAUACUGUUUGGAAAAACAAUGGUGGAAGAAAGUUACUCCAAGGUGAUCCGGGCUUGCGCACUGGAGAGGGAUCUGGAGAUGUUUCCUUUGGGUGACUUGACCGAGAUUGGGGAGAGGGGACUGAACUUAAGUGGUGGACAAAAGCAGAGGAUCCAGCUUGCUCGAGCAGUGUACAACGAUGCUGAUAUCUACUUGCUGGACGAUCCAUUUAGUGCGGUGGAUGCCCAGACGGCUGCGACAUUAUUUCAUGAGUGUGUGAUGAAAUCUCUGAGAAACAAGACUGUAGUACUGGUGACACAUCAGGUCGAGUUCCUUCCAGCGUUGGACGUGGUUGUGGUGAUGGAAGGUGGAAUGAUUGAGCAACUUGGUUCAUACGAAGAGCUCCUCAAAACCGGGCUAACACUGGAGAAGCUCGUGAACGCACACCACGACACACUAAGCAAUGCUCUCAGUAAGAGCAGCGACGAUGGCGGCAAGAGCACGGGUGUGACGAACACACCAGCGGACUCCAACGACGAGAGCACAAAUCAAACACAAACUGCGCAGCUCACGGAGGACGAAGAGAAAGAAUUCGGUGAUCUCGGGUUGCAACCGUACAAAGACUACCUCUCUAUUUCCAAAGGUCACGUCCUCUUCGGCUUUGAUCUGCUGCUGCAAGUCGGCCUGGUUGCUGGCCAGGUGACGGGAGGAUUAUGGCUGGCUUAUCAGGUGACGAAGCCAGGCAUUGAUGGUCCUUACGUUGCGUAUGGCUACACGAUUAUCGCCUAUGUGACAAGCCUGUUCUUGCUGGUACGAUUGUUCGUGCACUUGGCACUCGGGCUCAAAGCUUCCAGAUCGAUCUACUCAGGCCUUAUGACGUCGUUGUUUAGAGCUCCAAUGUCUUUCUUCGACUCCACUCCAACAGGAAGGAUUCUAACCCGGGCCUCGAGUGAUAUGUCGAUAGUGGAUGUCGACGUGUUCAUUGCCGGACAUAUCCUGAUUCAGUUUGUUUUCGAUUUUCCAGGCGUCAUGGUUGUUCUUGGGCUUGUUCUUUGGCCGUCGCUGCUCGUUGUCAUUCCCAUGUUGUGGGUGAUUCUAAAGAUCGAGGCAUUCUACCGAACUUCUGCUCAAGAGAUGAUGAGACUGAAUGCAAUGACCAAGGCUCCAAUCCUCAACCUUGUUGGCGAAACCGUGAGAGGGGCUGUGACAAUCCGAGCCUUUAAAAUGAAGGAGCGGUUCGUGCAGAGAUGUGUGGAGCUCAUCAACAAAGACUCGUCAAUCUACUUGCACACGAAUGCUGCGAUAGAGUGGCUCAUUCUCAGAGUGGAGGCCUGCGGUUUGAUUUUGCUGCUUGUCUUUGGAGUUGGCUUAAACUUGGAUCCAAGCUUGACACCAGGAUUGGCUGGAGUCGGACUUGCGUAUGGACUGAUGAUCAAUGUCAGCCUUGUAUUUAUGUCGCAGUGGUACUGUCAGAUGGCGAGUCACAUUGUUUCAGUGGAGAGAAUCAAACAAUAUAUGGACAUCCCUGUGGAGCCUCCAGCAAUUGUGGAGCACAACAGGCCACCAAAGGCGUGGCCCAGCCAUGGAGAAAUCGUUUUCCAAAAUUUGCAGAUCAAGUACAGGCCGGAUUUGCCUCUUGUUCUUCGAGGAAUCAGCUGCAAAAUGGAGGGAGGCAAGAGGAUUGGUGUCGUCGGACGCACAGGAAGCGGGAAAUCAACACUGAUAAGUGCGAUAUUCCGGCUUGUUGAUCCUGCUGGUGGUACCAUUCUCAUCGAUGGUAUCGACAUUUGCUCGAUUGGCCUUCACGAUCUGAGGUCCAAGCUCGGAAUCAUCCCGCAGGAGCCGACGCUAUUUCGUGGAACCAUUCGGACAAAUCUGGAUCCUCUAGGAAAAUACAGCGACCUCGACAUCUGGGAGGCUCUGGAAAAGUGUCAGAUGGCCAAGGAAAUACAUAGCAUGGCGAAUCAGCUCGAUUCAUCGGUGAGCGACGAAGGUGGCAACUGGAGCGCUGGACAGAGGCAGCUCUUCUGCCUGGGACGAGUUCUUCUCAAGCGCACAAGAGUUCUCGUGCUGGACGAGGCCACCGCGUCCAUCGAUUCCUCCACGGACGCCGUGUUGCAAAGAGUGAUACGUGAGGAAUUCGCGACGUGCACCGUGGUCACCGUCGCUCACCGCAUCCCGACCGUGAUCGACUGCGACAUGGUUCUCACUCUCCAAGACGGGGUUCUCCUGGAAUUCCAGCCGCCGGAGGUUCUUCUCCAGGAUAGAAGCUCCGGUUUUGCGAAGCUCGUUGCCGAGUAUUGGGCUCAACGAUCCCACCGAAACUAAAGUUCUCCAAAACUUUAGCAUUGAUAGUUGAAAACUUCAACUCGUAAGUUUGCUAUACGACAAAGAUUCGAAUCAAAUCAUCAAAAGAAACGAUCAAACAUAAAUUAAUCAAUUCUAUACAAUGCCACCAUCUCUAUCAUCGCAAAAGGUUGUCUUGGCGCGCUCUCGUCUUGGACUAGAUCCAUGAUGACAAGAAGCUCGUAGAAACAGCACAGAUGCAAUGCCUAGAUUCGCGAAAUCA
Selaginella moellendorffii is the source of this 3062-nucleotide messenger RNA. RefSeq names its product ABC transporter C family member 8. The transcript has 11 exons. Lineage: Eukaryota; Viridiplantae; Streptophyta; Lycopodiopsida; Selaginellales; Selaginellaceae. The record is from RefSeq and is a predicted model, not a curated record. Gene Ontology annotation, molecular function: ATP hydrolysis activity; ATP binding; ABC-type transporter activity. Gene Ontology annotation, biological process: transmembrane transport. Gene Ontology annotation, cellular component: vacuolar membrane; plant-type vacuole. Bases 125 to 2821 code for a protein of 898 amino acids.